UGACUAGACUACCCCCGGCCCUGGAUCCGCCUUCCGUCUCCACCGCCCCACCUCGGCGCCGCCGCCGCCGCCGCCGCUGCCGCACAUCUUCAUCACCCCGGGCCCGGCAAUGCCAGCUGCCGCGCCAUAGGUCACCGCGCGAUGCCCCCGCCCGCGCCCGCGGCGCUCCCCCGUCUCCUCGCGGCCAUCUCCGCCGCCGCCUCCUCGCCCGCCGACCUCCGCCGCCUCUCCCACCUCCUCCUCUCCCCCUCCGCGCCGCCGCCCCCCAUCCGGUGCCUCAACACCCUCCUCAUGGCGCUCGCCCGGCACCGCAUGCUCCCGGACAUGGAGUCGCUCGCCGCCCGCAUGCCCGCCCGCAACCUCCGCACCUACACCACCCUCAUCAACGCCUACUGCCUCGCCGGCGACCUCCCCUCCGCCAAGCGCCACCUGUCCUCGCUCCUGCGCGCCGGCCUCGCGCCGGACUCCCACGCCUACACGUCUUUCGUCCUCGGGUACUGCCGCGCGGGGUUGCUCACGCACGCCUGCCGGGUGUUCGUGCUAAUGCCGCUACGGGGGUGCGCGCGCACCGCGUUCACGUACGCGGCCUUGCUCCAGGGGCUGUGUAGCGCUGGGAUGGUGCGUGAGGCUAUGGCGGUCUUCGCUGGGAUGCGGCCUGAUGGCUGCGACCCUGAUCAGCAUGUGUACAGCACGUUGGUGCACGGGUUAUGUGGGGCCGGACGAACUGGAGAGGCGGAUGCGCUGCUCACAGAGGCAAUGGGGGAGGGAUUUGUGCCGAAUGUUGUUGUUUACAAUGCUUUGAUCGAUGGCUACUGCUGUUCUGGUGAUUUGGAGCUUGCAGUUGGUGUCUUUGAGGGGAUGCAGAGUAAAGGGUGCUCGCCGAAUGUCCGCACAUAUACUGAGCUGAUAUGUGGGUUCUGCAAGUCUGGGAAAGUAGAGAGGGCCAUGGUGAUAUACAGUCGGAUGGUUGAGGCAAGUUUAGCUGCAAAUGUGGUGACAUACACAGCCUUAAUCCAGGGGCAGUGCAACAAGGGGCACUUGGAAUGUGCUUUUAGGCUUCUUCACUCGAUGGAGGCUAGUGGGCUGGUCCCUAAUGAGUGGACUUGCUCAGUGUUGAUUGAUGCUUUGUGCAAACAUGGAAGAAUUGAGGAAGCUCAGCAAUUUCUCGGGUCUCUUGUUCAGAAGGGAAUUCACGUGAAUCAGGUUGUCCACACCAGCAUGAUAGAUGCAUUGUGCAAAGUGGGAAAGUUUGAUGCUGCUCAUAAUCUGAUGCGGAAAAUGGUCACCGAGGGGUUUGUGCCAGAUGCCCAUGUGUACAGUUCACUUAUUGAUGGGCUAUGCAGAGAAAACAAGCUGUCGGAAGCAAUGUUGCUAUUGGAUGAUAUGAUGGAGAACGGAGUACAAGCAAAUUCUGUCACAUAUACCAUUCUAAUUGAUAAGUUACUUAGGGAGUUUGGGUCUGAAGGUCCAAAAAAGAUAUUUGGUAGGAUGGUUGUAGCAGGUAUAAAGCCUGAUGUUUUCACUUAUACAGUAUUUAUACGCUCCUAUUGUCAAGAGGGAAGGAUGGAAGAUGCUGAAUCCAUGAUGGUUCAGAUGAUUGAUCAUGGUGUUUGCCCUAAUUUAGUCACAUAUAACACAUUGAUUAAAGGGUAUGCAAAUCUUGGACAAGUCAGUCAAGCAUUUUCAUCUUAUAAGAGCAUGGUUGAUAAUGGAUGCAAGCCAAAUGAGGAGUCUUACACAGUUCUUCUUGAACUGCUGCUAAAGAAAAAUUGCUCUGGUGAUAUAGUUGCCAACUUUGUUAAUGUAUGGAAAAUAGCUGACAUGAAAGUUCUCAAUGGACUUUUGGAGGAGUUGAUUAAGCUUCAGUCCACCCCAGCCAGCUAUAUCUACGAUUGUUUUAUUAGAUGUUUGUGCAGAUUUGACAGAUUGGAGGAAGCAAAAAGUUUUCUCACAGGGAUGCAGAGUGCUAACUUGACCCCAAGUGAGGAUGUAUAUACUUGUAUUAUAGAAUGUUGUUGCAGACUGAAAUUGCUAAAAGAAGCAUUAGGAUUUCUUGAUACAAUGGCCAAAAAUGGCUAUUUACCACAUUUAGAAUCUUAUAGGUUUAUUAUUUGUGCUCUUUGUGAAGAGGGAAGCUUUCAUACUGCUAAAAGCAUUUUUGGUGACAUACUAUCGAAGGAAUACAACUGUGAUGAGAUUGUUUGGAAGAUUCUGAUUGAUGGUUUAUUACAAAGGGGAAACACUGCUGACUGCUCUAGUCUGCUAUCGUUCAUGGAGGAACAGAAUUGUUGUCCUAGUGCUGCAAUAUAUGCUAGGCUUACAGGUGAAAUAACAGUUGCGAGUGUUUAGGAAAUUGCUACAUAAAUUCAUAUUGACAAACCAACCAACCUUAGUGUUGAUGUUGAUGGGCCCAUGAAUAUAAACAAGAUGGAUGAACUGAUAGCAUAGAAGACUCUGGCACUAUAGUGCCCCUGUAAUUGUGAGGAAGGAUGUGGCAACACAAACAAGCCCUGAUAUCCCAACGUGAGGCCUUCAUUCUCCUGUUCAAUAUCGGCACAACAAGUAAAAGAGCUGGAGAGCUGGAGAUCAGGGAUGUGCAUGCGGAUGAUCGGCGACUUUUGACUAGAUGGUCCAAGGAACAUUUCGGUCGAGGCUCUGACAAGAACACAACAAAUAUUAGAGUGGAAGGAAAACAUGUGGAAUUUAAAUCUUCUGUCUGGGAAGUACCAGAAACUGCUAAGUGUAUAUCAAAGUAAGGGAACUACUAUUACUGUUAAUCAUUUUCAGGCAUAUCAUUAUUUCUAUGCACUAUCUUUUAUUAGAGUAACUACUUUUGUUCAAAAAAUAUUAGACUUGCGACACAGAUACUUCAUAAAAUAGCAACAUAUUCUCUGAUUGUCUCUUCUAAUAUACUAGCCUGCUGACAAUGCAGAGGCCAGGAAUUCCAUACAUUUCAAAAAAAAAAAAGAACAAUAUAGCCUGCCCCUAAUUAGUUCUUCUCACAGUGCAUUUUAUAAAACCUUUUCUUGGUCUUGGGUGAUCUUUGUUUUAGAAAAAGACCUGGUCACCCAUCUUAUAUUAAUAAGGAUAGGAGCAGUAAAAACAUGGUGCAAAAAGGCCCCCAAAAGGACAAAAAAAAAAGGGGAUAGGGGGGAGGGAGCAUCAUGGCGAGGUGUUUGGCCCUGGCAAUGCUCCAGCUCUGGGCUUCAUCUUGUAUUUUCGAAAUAAUUUCCAUGACUGACCAUACUGGUUUGCUCUUUCGAAAUGGUCCAUAUCGUGAGCAUGGCGAGGGAUCACGUUCCUUUUGCCUGACUGCUACUGGGGCUGUGACUGCUGCUGGGGCUGUGUGUAAGCUGCAAAUACCAGUCCUCCAAGUCCAAGGAGGAGAUGGAGUUCCAGCUUGCAGAUUUGAAUCCAUCCCCAGGUUCCAUUCACAGAAUGCAGAAAUAAUUGUUGGGCCAACCAUGGAUUUCGAGCCUGUUGGCAGUCCAGAUGCGGUUCUUGGGAUUGACGCAGACGAAGCAAAAAUGACUGCAAGGAAGCAUAUGCAGAAAGCAAAAGCAGCAAUUCAAAAGCUUGUGAUAACACUUGAAAAGAAAGGCCAUACUCGGUGGAGACGAUUUUCAGUACCCUGAAGUCUGGUCCUAGGAAAUGCAGGCGGUAUGCAGUACAUCAACUGCAAUUCAAGAUCAGCAUUUUGCAGUAGUAUCAAAUGGCGCAACACCGCAGCAAGAAAGGUCAAAUGUGUUUGUUGAGUGGAUGCUUCACAUGUCGUGCUUUCAAGAGAUGCAGUUCUAUGCUCACGUACUAUUAUUACUCUCAAGAUGGUGUAGAGAAAAAAACAGAGCCUUGUCAGUAAAAAAUUGGGGCCAGCCAAUUUUUUCCCCAUCCAAUGGCUAGUCUACCAACAGGGUUCAUGUUCUGGGCAUUCCUUUAGUUAUGAUUCUACCAGGGGAACAUAAGAAAGCAGAGAAAAAAUAAGAGGAACUACUGUUCUCAUGCAUUACUUGUGAAUUGUGAUUAUUGGUAUCUGACCACAGAAUAAUAAGACUUCCUGUUCUGCUA
This is a messenger RNA of Panicum virgatum (switchgrass), 4065 nucleotides long. Its product is annotated as pentatricopeptide repeat-containing protein At5g65560-like. The transcript has 6 exons. Gene Ontology annotation, molecular function: protein binding. Lineage: Eukaryota; Viridiplantae; Streptophyta; Magnoliopsida; Poales; Poaceae. The record is from RefSeq and is a predicted model, not a curated record. The coding region runs from base 142 to 2349 and encodes 735 amino acids.